Rhodamnia argentea is the source of this 1427-nucleotide messenger RNA. Its product is annotated as omega-amidase, chloroplastic. Gene Ontology annotation, molecular function: omega-amidase activity. NCBI's taxonomy places the organism in Eukaryota, Viridiplantae, Streptophyta, Magnoliopsida, Myrtales, Myrtaceae. Gene Ontology annotation, cellular component: mitochondrion. The coding region runs from base 43 to 1146 and encodes 367 amino acids. Gene Ontology annotation, biological process: L-glutamine metabolic process; oxaloacetate metabolic process. The transcript is spliced from 10 exons. The record is from RefSeq and is a predicted model, not a curated record.
GAAAGCGAAGGUACAAAGGGAGACAAAAAGAGGAGCAGAGAAAUGAAAUCGUCAGCGUCACUCUCAUCACUCCUCAGCAGCUCCAAAGCCUCGUUCUGUCGCUCCGCUUUCCUUCCAAAGCCUCUCUCCCGCCCUAGCUUUCUCAUCGGCUCCAGGAUCGGCAGCCCGAAUCGCGCCGGAAAUCGCCAACUCAGGCUCCGAACAGGGACCUCCGGUUUCUCCACCACCGCGAUGGCCUCUUCCUUCAAGCCCGAGCAAGCUAGGGCUCCGCCUGCGCUCCCUCUUCCCACCCCUCCUCUCACCAAGUUCAAGAUUGGGCUGUGCCAACUUUCGGUGACGGCGGAUAAGGAGAGGAACAUUGCCCACGUUCGCAAGGCGAUUCACGAGGCCGUGGACAAGGGCGCUCAGCUUGUUCUCUUGCCCGAAAUAUGGAACAGUCCUUAUUCAAAUGAUAGCUUCCCUGUUUAUGCUGAGGACAUUGAUGGAGGUUCAUCUCCUUCAACUGCUAUGUUAUCUGAGGCUGCUAAGGCCCUGAAGGUUACCAUAGUCGGUGGUUCGAUCCCAGAAAGAUGUGGUGAUCGAUUGUAUAACACUUGUUGUGUUUUUGGGUCCGAUGGAGUGCUGAAAGCCAAGCACCGCAAGAUACAUCUUUUUGAUAUUAAUAUACCUGGGAAGAUCUCGUUUAUGGAGUCAAAGACUCUCACGGCAGGAGAAACUCCAACAAUAGUGGACACAGAUGUUGGACGUAUUGGUAUAGGCAUCUGUUAUGAUAUUCGGUUUCAGGAAUUGGCAACGCUUUAUGCUGCAAGAGGAGCUCAUUUGCUUUGCUAUCCUGGGGCCUUUAAUAUGACUACUGGACCAUUGCAUUGGGAGCUACUCCAGAGGGCUAGGGCGGUGGAUAAUCAGUUGUAUGUUGCAACUUGUUCACCUGCUCGGGAUGCUGGAGCUGGUUAUGUGGCUUGGGGGCACUCCACUUUGAUUGGACCGUUUGGAGAAGUUUUAGCGACAACAGAGCAUGAGGAGGCCAUUAUCACUGCGGAUAUCGAUUACUCUGAGAUGGAGAUGAGAAGGACUAAUCUCCCGUUGGAGAAGCAACGGCGAGGGGAUCUUUACCAGUUGGUCGAUGUCCAGAGAUUGAGCUCCUAACAAGUUUCUCCAAUACAAAUGAUCGGAAAAUGGUAGUCCGGUAUUGUAAUUGUAAUUGAAACACUGUACCAAACAGCAAUACCCGAGGGGAAUUCUUGCUUUGGAGAUGUCCGAAUUCGGUCAUUUUGCUAGCAGAAGGUACCCUGCAAUGUCGAGCGCAUUUGCUGUAUUAAACCGAUAUUUUUCUUUUCUGAUGCAUUACAAAUUCGAUGGAUGGAGUUAGCUAAGCCCCUGUGCCAUCUUAUAUAUAUUUCAUGGCUAAGUACAAUGUCCUAAUGUUC